GUUGUGAAAACCCCGAACCAGAAGUGCAGCAUGUUAGCAGUUAGCUUGUCAGCUCCUAAGGCUCUGGUUGUUGUAACCUGAAACCGAGGAGCAGGCGGCGGACUGUUUCACCGUUAGAGCGGUGACCUUCCAGCCGGGGGGGGACAGAGAUGUAGCCGGUGAGAAUUUGAUCCACCCACAGGGAGAAAAGCGACGCGGAGCGGCGGGGAAAAGGGAGUUAUAAGAAAGUGUUUGAUGAACGGCGCCUGUCAAGUGGAGGUCGCAGACGGCAUGUUGGAACAGCCAGAAACAGAUGAUGCUGUGUCUGAGGAGUCGGAGCACGAUAUCUACACUCGCUUCAUGAAGUGUCAUAAGUGUUAUGACAUCGUCCCGACCAGCUCCAAACUGGUGGUGUUUGACACUGCACUGCAGGUGAAGAAGGCAUUUUUUGCUCUGGUGGCCAAUGGCGUACGAGCUGCUCCGCUCUGGGAGAGCAAGACCCAGAGCUUUGUAGGGAUGUUGACCAUCACAGAUUUCAUCAACAUCCUGACCAGAUACUACAAAUCCCCCAUGGUGCAGAUCUAUGAGCUGGAGGAGCACAAGAUUGAGACAUGGAGAGAGGUGUACCUGCAGGAGACAUUCAAACCUUUGGUCCACAUCUCACCUGAUGCCAGUAUAUUUGAGGCUGUCCACUCACUGAUCAAGAACAAGAUCCACCGUCUCCCAGUCAUCGACCCCCUCAGCGGCAAUGCUCUCUACAUCCUGACACACAAGCGGAUACUCAAGUUUCUGCAGCUCUUUGUGUGUGAGAUGCCCAUGCCAGGGUUCAUGAAGCAAACUCUGGAGGAGCUCGGAGUGGGGACGUACUCCAGUAUCGCCUAUAUCCACCCGGACACACCGCUCAUCACGGCGCUGUCGGUCUUCACACACCGUCGUGUGUCAGCCUUGCCCGUCGUCGACCACAACGGUCGAGUGGUGGACAUCUACUCCAAGUUCGACGUCAUUAACCUGGCGGCAGAGAAAACGUACAACAACCUGGAUGUGACCGUCACCCAGGCCCUGAGACACAGAUCACAGUACUUCGAAGGAGUGAUGAAGUGCAACAAGCUGGAGAUGUUGCAGACCAUUGUGGACCGCAUUGUCAAGGCUGAGGUUCACAGGCUGGUUGUUGUUGACGAGGAGUCUCGUAUCAUAGGUAUCGUCUCUCUGUCGGACAUCCUGCAGGCACUUGUCUUGACCCCCGCAGGUCAGGGGAGGAAGGAGUCUCUCCCAUCUCAGCCAAUAAUUUUGGACUCAACAGGACCAGAAACUGGACCAGACCAUGAGCUUUGUAUGGAGACAGAAAGGAAAUCUGAGCCACAUGAGGAUCAGGAUCACAACCUGGAGCCUGGUAAACACCCAGGGACGGAGAUCGGCUGCGACCACAUUAAUACUGCUGAGACCAGCCAACAGGGGGAGACAGAGGGGGAGGGGGAGGAAGCACAAAGUGAGGAAGAGGAGGAGGAGGAGGACGAAGCAGGAAGUGAGGAAGAGAAGGCGGAGGAGGAGGAAGCAGGAAAAUUCAGCACCUCGCUACUGGAACAGAACAACACAUUUCAAACUGAACAUCGGCAGGUGAUGAAGUGCAAGUUUGUGGAUAAACCUCUGUUUGAAUAUGACACAUUCGGUCACUUCAGUGGUGUUUACACACAUUUAAAACCAAUGUACACACACAGAGGACCAGCCUCUUCGUUAGUCCUGUCCCCUCACCUCGACCACCCCUAG
Messenger RNA from Monopterus albus (swamp eel), 1743 nucleotides. RefSeq names its product 5'-AMP-activated protein kinase subunit gamma-1. The transcript has 15 exons. Gene Ontology annotation, cellular component: nucleotide-activated protein kinase complex; nucleus; cytoplasm. Gene Ontology annotation, molecular function: protein kinase regulator activity; protein kinase binding; AMP binding. Bases 235 to 1743 code for a protein of 502 amino acids. Gene Ontology annotation, biological process: regulation of catalytic activity; protein phosphorylation. The record is from RefSeq and is a predicted model, not a curated record. NCBI's taxonomy places the organism in Eukaryota, Metazoa, Chordata, Actinopteri, Synbranchiformes, Synbranchidae.